AUGCAACCGGACCCGUCGUCGAUUCCCAUCGAUGUCGGCGACGGCUGUGGUCAGGCGAGCUAUAAAAUGUUCUGGGACGGAGACCCUAGCAAGCAGUCGUUCAUCAAUGUUGUGGGACUGUCAUCACCUCAGGUCUCUCCAUCGAGACCACGGCCUCUGUCGGCGCCCGCGCGAGGCGCGUAUUUCUCUAGGUUUCACUCACCGAGACAAAAAGACCUAUCCCAAUGGUCAGUUGGAGGCUUCGAGGUCGGCAGCGAGCAGCCCAUUCGUUCGAGCUCGAAACAGCAUGCGUAUGUGGCAAGAGAAAGGUCCCCCCGCUCCACGCACCAAGGAGAAAAUGGCCUUGGCGUGGAGAGGGUGCCGGUGCUUGAACGAAUGCGAGAGGAUAGUUGCAUGCGAGACGCCAAGCCAAGCAUAGGGGACCGGAAGAGACUGGAGCGUCUGGGGCAGGCCCAGAGGCGAAACCUCGAGUUGAUAGCUGCACUCCAGACGGCUAAAGCGAGGGCAGAGAAGAAGGCUAGGAGGGCUCAAGACAAGGUCAAUACUCUACAGCACCGGGAAAGCGGAGAAGGUCAACCCUUGGGGGGGGCGACGUCGCCGAUCGGGGUGACGCAGAAUCGGCUGAAGCGGCUCUCGCUGGACGAGUUGGCGGAAAAGAGGGCAACGUCGCAGCGCAGCGACGACGGCGGCGGCGGCAGCAGCGGGGAUACUCGCGGAUACCAUGUGAAGAGCAGCAGUCGACACGAUACGGCCCCGAAGGUGCUCUUGGCGCGCGAAACGGAAGCUGCGCUUAGGCGCGAGCAGAGAGUGGUGGCGGCAAAGGAAAAGGAAGAGGAAGAGCUACGCCUGUCAUCUUCGUUCCGCGCCAAGGAGCUGCAUGCCACAAACGGCCCCGAUUGGGCGACUAUCAAGGCGCACCAAGACCUUGUCCGGAAGCAGCGAACCAGAGAUCGCGCCGCGUUUCUAGCCGCGACGUCUUCCCUUCCCGCGCGCAUGGCGCGACACGCUGCCAUGCAGGCCGUUGCUGAAGAUCGGGCCAGUGCUAACGUGCGCAGCGGAGCUGGGGAUAAGAGUGGUGAACAUGGUAGGAGAGGGUCGAUGGGCGGAGGGACGGGAACGGUGGAUCCUGGGGACAUCGGGCGGGUGAUGCAGAGACGGCAAGAGAGGUGGGAAGCGUCGCUCGCCGCCGCGAAGGCUUCCUCUCGAGUCGCCGUAACCCGGCCCCUCACCCCGCCGAUGGAAAAACGCCGCCUAGCUCAAGAGACCAAGCGACGAGCGAAGGAGAAAGCCGAUCAGAGCGCAAGAGAGGCGGCGGCGAAUCAGCGGGUACAGGACGAGAGGCGGCAGUUUCAACAGCUCGUCGAGAUGCACCGGGCCACCGGAAGCACCUUUAGAGAGACCAAGGCGUCCGUGAGGAAGGCCCAGGAGGCACGACAGAAGAUUGUUGAGGACCUAGAGGAAGAGAAGCAGGCGGAGUUUCGAGAGAGGUGGAGGCUGAACCGAUCGGGACUUCGCCAGGCUCUCCGCAAGCGGCCCAACCUGCUGGAGAGGCAGGAGAAGUUCGCUCAGCAGCACUCGAAACGGCUGGCCGAUCAAGCCGCGAGCGCCAGAGAUUUUUUGGAGAGCACGGAAGGCUUCGCUGCGGCCGGGCGGCGCGCCUUGCCGGGCGGCGGAAAGGGAUGGAUGGAAAAGGCCGCCGCAGACGACGCGUUCAGCUCGAAAGAGAAGGCCGAGCUGGGCCUACCUGUUCUCGUCGAAGGCGACGACAACACCAGGAGGGCCAGCGCCGACGGCAUUGCCGUAACCGACCAAGACUUCGUCUUCGCCGGCUCCGCAGGCGACUCGCCCGGCGGUGACAGCAGUAGUGGCGGAGACCACGAUGCGACAUCGGGUUUGCGGGAAGCGAGGGGGGGAGGUGAAUCAGAAGUGGCGGCAGAAGAAGCUGCCAUGGCAGAGGGCGAUGAAAUGACGUCAUCUUCGAGGCCGGCAUCCGCCGGAGCAGAGGGCAGUAGUGCUACUGCUAGCGCGCAAGUCAGAGACGGCGCUCAACACCAAGAAUGCAUCCCGAUCCCGGGAAGGGGACCAGAGGAGAAAAUCCCAGUCUAA
This is a messenger RNA of Ectocarpus siliculosus, 2106 nucleotides long. The record is from the annotation of a GenBank genome assembly. NCBI's taxonomy places the organism in Eukaryota, Phaeophyceae, Ectocarpales, Ectocarpaceae.